Molecule: messenger RNA, 4024 nt
Organism: Sardina pilchardus (European sardine)
Lineage: Eukaryota; Metazoa; Chordata; Actinopteri; Clupeiformes; Clupeidae
Product: zinc finger E-box-binding homeobox 1-like
Exons: 11
Coding region: 56-4024 (1322 amino acids)
Source: RefSeq, a predicted model, not a curated record
GGGGCCCAUAGAGUCACCGCCAUGCAGGCAGAGAAUCGCGCUGAACGCGGGUAGCAUGGCGGAGGGACCCAGGUGCAAACGGCGAAAGCAGGCGAACCCGCGGCGAAACGGUGUGAGUAACUUGAGUAAUGCAGAGACCGGCUCAGACUCAGAUGACGAGGAUCGGCUCCAUAUUGUGGAGGAUGACGCCCUUCCCAGCAUGCCUCACUCUCCUGGGGAUGCAGAGGGGACCAAUGGCACCGCCCACGGCCUGCUCACUGUGAAACAGGAGUGCUGCUCUGAAGAAGAAGAUGAUGAUGGAGAGAGGGAGGAGCUAAUCCAAAGAGGAGACACACCCAGCAAUGACGAGAAUGGAACUCCAGACUCAUUCUCUCAGCUGCUCACAUGCCCGUACUGUUCCCGUGGUUACAAGCGCCACGCCUCACUGAAGGAGCACGUGAAACUCCGUCACGAGAAGAACGACGACAACUACAGCUGCUCCCAGUGCUCAUACACCUUCAGCCAGAGAGCACAGCUCCAACGUCAUAUGGGCGCUCACAAACACGGCAGAGACCAGCGUGUGUUAAGCCAGUCAGGCGGAAGCAGGAAGUUUAAGUGUUCCGAGUGUUCCAAGGCCUUUAAGUACAAGCAUCACCUCAAGGAGCACCUACGCAUCCACAGUGGAGAGAAGCCCUAUGAGUGCACUAACUGUAAGAAGCGCUUCUCCCACUCCGGCUCUUACUCCUCCCACAUCAGCAGCAAGAAAUGCGUCCCGCCCCCCGUAACCCCCGCCAACGGCCUCCAGCGGCCAAUAGGAGCUGCCAAACCCACCCAGACCACACCCCCCACCAAUAAGCCGCCGCCCCCAACCCGACUGCUUCUCAGGGAGAAAAUAGAGGCGGGACCUACGCAGGAGCAGCGGCCAAUCAAACAGCUCAAAACGGAGCCGGCCGAGGUGGAGAGCAAGCCCGUUGUCAUGGUGGCAGCCCAGCCCCCUCCCCCGCCCCCUUCUCAACAGGGAUUGGUCCAGGCUUUGGUCCUGCCCACCAUGGGACUGGUCCAGCCAAUCAGCAUCAACCUGAGUGACCUGCAGAGCGCGCUGAAGCUGGCGGUGGACCGGGGGGGCGCGGUGGUGCGGCAGGUGCUCGCGAGCGGCGCCCACGCUAACGCUAACGGCGCUAAGGUCAUAGGUCAGGCGGCGGGGGGGCCGCGCACGCAGACGCUGCUCGUGCAGAACCCCCAGAAUCCUCAGCUGCUGUCGGCCAUCCAGCUGCCCCUGCUGGAGCAGGACGGCACCACCAAGAUCAUCAUCAACUACGGCACCGCCACCGCCAGCAUGGCAUCCCCCCCCGCACACACGGCCACCACACACACGAGCACCACACACACGGGCACCGCCCAAGCUGGGACGGGUCAGACUGCGCCUGUAGCUCCAGGCCCGGGUCAGACUUUAGGUCAGACUGCUCCAGUUCAAACUAGCACGGCUCAAACAGGUCCAGUUCAGACGGGCGCAGGUGCGACUGUGCCAGCUAAAUGGAGCCCAACUCCGGUCAGUGCCAGCGUGCCCAGUGCUGCCCAGUCUGGCGCCGCUAAGCCCGGCUCGGUGACGGUGGUGCCCCUGACCGGGCCCCAGCCUCAGCUCAGCCGGGCCCAGACGGUGCCGCUCCAGAUCCGGCCCACUCAGUCGGGCCUGGUGCAGCUCAGCCUGGUCCAGUCCAGCGCAGGACAGGGCCCGGUGGGCCGACCCGCCUUGGCCCAGUUCGGCCCUGCGCUCACCAGCGGUCCAGCGAAGCUGCUCUUGGCCCAGACGACCGGCACCAGAACCACCGCCACCAGGCUGGUGCGGAUCAUUCCGGCUCCGCUUGCAGCUCCGCACGGACCCCUCCGGAACGCCACCGCCAAGCCCACAGAACCAGAACCAGAACCAGAACCAGUACCGCAGGGGGAGGACAGCACCGCGGACCCGCAGAACAACAACUCCACAGAACUGCAGAACCCUGCGCUGGUGCGGGUCAAAGUGGAACCGGGGGAACCAGAGGGGGAACCAGAGGGGGAACCAGAGGGGGAACCAGAGGGCAAUGGGCCUGUGGACGCACAGAAGCAAGCGGAGGAGGAGGAGGAGGAGGAGGAGGAGGAGGAAGAGGAGGGGGCGUCGGCACAGUGCCCUCUGUGCGAUGACGGCUUCCCCGACCCGCUGCGUGAGCUCCAGAGCUGUCUCCGUGACGACGGGCCCGAGGCGGCGGGGUCGGCGGGGUCGUCGGGGUCAGGGGUCGUGUCGCUGCGGAGCCUGCUGGCGCUGCUGAAGGUGUACGGCGCGGCGAGCAGCCCCGGCGAGGAGCAGCUGCGUGCGGCCGCUAAGGAGGCGCGUCUCCCCCUCCCCGUGGUGCAGCGCUGGUUCUCCCGCAUGAGGAGCACGGGCCAGGACACACACACGCACGCGCACACACACACACACACGCACACGCGCUCGCGCUCACGCACGCGCAGCGCAGACACGCUCGCAACACACACCACACACAAACAUGCUCACGCACACACCACACACACCGAGGCCACACGUGCGGCACACACAGCAAACACGCCCACUACUAACACACACACUGCAAACACGCACACUGCAAACACCCCCACUACGCUCUCCAGCACCCCCACAGCAGACCCAAAGCAGGCGAUCUCCCUGGCCAGCCCCAGCCAGGACCCCCCUGUGUGCUCGGAGCCCCAGGACUGCGGUCCGACUCUGAGCUCCAGCCCCGGCCUGAGCGCCACGUGCGCCCCCCUGCCCUCCUCGCCCCCCUCGCCCCCCUCGCCACCCUCCUCGCCCGCCGCACCCCCCUCUCCGCUGGACCUCUCGGCCGCCGGGCUGCUCAUCGUGAAGACGGAGGUGGACUCGGAGGGCGAGAGCCAGGCGGAGCCGCUGGACCUGUCCCUGCCGCGCACCGCGCUCCCCCGCGCUAACGCUAGUGCUAGCACCAACGCUAACGCUAACGCUAGCGUGCAGCAGGAGCCGCUCAACCUCAGCUGCAUCAAGAAGGAGGAGGAGCCUGCCACAGUGCUGUGUCCCAGCAACCACCACCACAACAACAACAACAACAACAAAAACAGUGUUACGACUAUCGCUGUGGCGACGACCGCUGCUGCCCCGGUAGCCACAGCAACGACGACCACCAUCUACUUGAGUCCACAGACGGUGACGCCGCUCAACAUCGCCUUGGCAACGCGGCUGGUGGCCAUUGCUGAGCCCGGGGCCGUCCCCUGCCUGCCGACCGGUGUUGUCACGGCGACAGCCAAUCAGAAGCGCACCAUUCUCAUCCCUCAGCUGACGUACACCUACACACCCAGCAACACACACAACACCGUCAUCCUUAACGGAGAACAGGAAGACAGAGCUGACUCCGCCUCUGGAGUGUCCGUAGGGGAGGAGCCAAAUGACACAGACUCCGCCCCUUCCCCCAAGAAGAAGCGUCUGCAGGCUGGGCAGUACGCUUGUGACCUGUGCGACAAGAUCUUUCAGAAGAGCAGCUCACUCCUGAGGCACAAAUAUGAACACACAGGUAAGCGUCCUCACGAGUGUGCGGUGUGCAGGAAGGCGUUCAAACACAAGCACCACCUGAUCGAGCACUCGCGGCUGCACUCCGGGGAGAAGCCGUACCAGUGCGACAAGUGUGGCAAGCGCUUCUCCCACUCCGGCUCCUACUCCCAGCACAUGAACCACCGCUACUCCUACUGCCACCGCGACGCCGCCGCCCUGCCCCUCACACACACACACACACACACACACACACUCACAGAGCCCCGCGGCAGCGAGGAGGAGGACGAGGAGGAGGAGGAGGAGGAAGGAGAGGCCAUCAGCCUGGACGACAUCAGAGUGGUGCGCGUGUGCCUGAACUUUGACCUUUUCUGCCCUGUCGCCAGCAGCAGCAGCAGCCGCAUCAGUGUUCUCGCUGCUGCUGACCCCUGGUGGUGGAACCCUAGUGUUGCGCCGUCUCUGAGUUCCCACCUCAGCUCCGCCUCGCUCUGCUCCGAGUGCGGACAAAUAUUAGUGUGA